CCCCGACUCAGACUAUCCGUCUCCCUUCCCUUACUCUCUAUCCUUCCCGGGCAGCUUCACCUCCCCUGCUCUCAACUCCCAAACUCCCACUCCCACUCCCACUCUUGGCACCCACAGCGAGCGGGCCAGCUCCCUGCACCUGAUUGGCUGUAUAGAGUCACAUGUGAGCGCCCCAGCUUUGCAGCAGUCAGAUCCCGGACUGAGCUCCGCAGAAGUGUGUGCAGCCGGGGAGCGGGAGAGGCACAGAGAGAGAGACGCGGGGAGUAGCAGCCACCGAGGGGCUGAAGUGGGCAGUAAACCAAAGCGGCCCGUACCUCGCCAGAGAGCCAGCGGAGCGCCCUGCCCAGCCCGCCACUUCUCCGGGUGGUCAGUGCGGCCUUCUAGUUGCCUAACCUCAUGGUUGAGUUCCGCCAUUGCGUUUUUAAAAUCGGCCUGGAUAUCCGAUCUGAGUGAGGCUGUACUUCUCCCAGCAAGAUGUCUGCUAAAGCCACUAUCAAUAAAGAAGUCUUCACUCCACAAGAUGAAAGAAUGCUUGGCGCUGUGCUAGUAAAGCGGAGGACAAAGAAAAAGAUCCCCUUCUUAGCAACUGGUGGGCAGGGAGAAUACCGCACAUAUAUUUGCAUCUCAGUUACAAACAAACGCCCGGCCCAGGUUUACAUCACAAAGGUGAAGCAGUUUGAGGGAGCCACAAGUUUUGUGAGGAGAUCUCAGUGGAUGCUCGAGCAGCUGAGGCAAGUUAAUGGCACUGACGCCAACAGGGAGUCCCCAGAGUUUGACCUGCAGUUUGACAAUGCUUCUGAUCAGUGGGUUGCAAGUUCUGGCUCGGAGAAAUUUACCUUCUUUCAGAUCCUUUACCACACGUGUCAGAGGCACCUGUCUGACCGAAAGCCUGAAUUCAUCAACUGUCCGUCCAAAUUGUUCUCAGGCAACAGUAUUCUUCACUCUGCAGCCGACAGCGUAACUAGUGCUGUACAGAAAGCUAGCCAAGCCCUGAAUGAACGCGGGGAGCGACUGGGCCGCGCAGAAGAGUCAACGGCGGAAAUGAUGAAUAGCGCCCAACAAUUUGCAGAUACUGCGCACAAGCUUGCUAUGAAACACAAAUGCUGACACUUGCACGGGUCAGAGGGGGGACCUCCUGCCAGAAUAUGCCAAAACCUCAGCACAAGAUUAUUACAUCUUUUAUUUUAAACGGGACACCUGCCACUUUGGCCAGCGUUUGCUGCUGCACAUCCCUAAGUCCUCUGGAGAAGGGCUAAACUGCCGACAGUGUAAUCUUUCCAUCGGAUAAACCGGACUCUGGGGGGAGAAUCAGCUCUGGAUAUGACCCUCAGCCCUCGGAUCUCUGCAGGAAAUCUCGUUGCUGUUUGACAGAUCAGUUUUGGCACAUCUGGCCCUGUAGCCUCUGAGAUGAGUAUACUGUCAGUCACAAAUGCAGGGUAUGUGAAGGUCUGAAGCAGCACGAAGGAUUUGUAAGCAGUGGAACUGUUUUUUUAAUGAAUCCUCAUAGUCAAUACAUUGAAUGCAGCCAGUUAGCAAAUUACAAUGAGGGUGAGACUGCAGAGUACAUCACAUGACAUGAGACUGCACACUUUAAGUGAAGGGAUGAGCAUUGCAUGAUUGGGGAUAUUGCACCGUAGGAGAGCACUGGCUGAUUCAAGGUGCACAAUAUUGGGGUAUCUGUACCUGAUGCUGUUCCUUGUGCAGUGUUGGAACAUUGGACUGACUAUUGGGAUUGUUCAAGCAUCCAAAUGCAGGGAACGCCCCGCUGCUUCCAUAAAUAGGAGGUGCGCCAGCACCUAGCACUUAGUAAAAUUAUGCAUUCCCUUUCUGUGUGCAAGAGAGAGACCAAGGCGCUUUUUGGACUUUUGUGACCCAUUUUAUCAUGUUUUAGGUUGAGCAACGCCAGCGGUUGAGCAACGCACAUUUUAAUUUGAUCCAUGUUAAUAUCUAAAGCAAUAAAGGGGUUCAUAUCUGGUAAAGAUACAUAAGGGAUGGUAUUUUUAUUUCUUAAGAAGUCAAUGACAAUAAAACGAAAUGAAGGAAAAAGAA
Molecule: messenger RNA, 2049 nt
Organism: Xenopus tropicalis (tropical clawed frog)
Lineage: Eukaryota; Metazoa; Chordata; Amphibia; Anura; Pipidae
Gene: stxbp6
Product: syntaxin binding protein 6
Exons: 7
Coding region: 475-1107 (210 amino acids)
Biological process (GO): regulation of SNARE complex assembly
Cellular component (GO): cytoplasm; membrane
Source: RefSeq, a predicted model, not a curated record